AUGUCCGGCCGCGCUACUGCCGUUGGGGUGGAGCCUCUGGUCGUGGACCUGGUGAAUCAUAGCCCCACGCCCUAUUUGAAGUCGACGGCGAAGAUCAUGUUGAGCAUAGUGGAGUCUCAGAUGAAGGAGGAAGUGAAGAAGAGCUACAAGGACCAGGUCAAUGUUCUUCUCAAAGCGUUCGACAUCUGCAGCAAGGACGCUGAAGAGGCCGGUGGAGGCCACAAGACCACUUUCGAUGCGGAGAACGUCAAGCACGCGUUGUGCCGCAAGGAUGAGGCUGCUGCUUACUCCGUCAGCGAGGCCUGCAACAAGGAGUUGACGGCUGCUGGCAACGAGCAGAAGACACAAUGCGAUGAGCUGAUCCCUCUGGAGUCGUCGCAGUCAAGAUCACUGCUUAUGUCUCGCGAAGCAAGCGACGAGGGGCACGAGGAGCAGCUGAAGCGACUGCAAAACCUCAUCGCAGCCAACCUUGCAGCGUGGGGAGAGCAGAAAGAUAAGUGCACCAAUGCCACUGCAGCAGCGGCGACCAAGAAAUCUGAAUGUGAUCCCAAGGCUGCGGCCCUCAGUGAUUUGAGGGAAAAAUGCAACGGAGUGCAAGACACCAUGGACAGCGCCUCCUGUUCCUACUACCGAUCCAUGGACACCGCCUGCAACGAGUGCUACAAGUCCGCGAAGACAAACUACGAGAACGGCAAGUCCCUCCUAAAGACCCUGGAGCAGGAGUGGGACAGUAUCAUGAAGAUCCAGUGCUUGCUGCAAACCUUCGUGGAGCAGGAUGGCGCGAAGGAAGGCCACAUCAAAAAAUGCAACGACACAGAUCACGAUGGUGAGAUGGAUCUCAAGCUGACAUUUCCGCCACUUCCAGCCAUGGACUGCAAGCUACCCAACAACACGGCCGGCAGCCAGAGUUACGCGAAUCUCUACAGGCUUCUGCCCGCCGACGCUCCUGCAAAGAUCUGCGCAGCUGAUUGCUGUGUUGUCACUGGCUGGGUUAAAUGCGCGACGACGCCUGCAUCAAAAGAACAACUGAAGACUUGCCCGCAGGGGUAUGGCUACAAGUGGCGCUUGAAGAAGGUGGAUGACGGCGCCGUCUGCCUUGAAGGAACAGACUGGUGCAAAACUGGCCGUUCUCUCGGAUACUUCUUGGAUGAUUAUGAUGUUUGGAACUGGCACAACUACAUCCAUCCAGGUCCAGCCCUCCCAAAUGACGGGGAUCAGUGCGGACUCACUACCGAUGAAGGAGUAGCUUGGAACUAUGCGACUACGUUUAAAAAAAGAAAAAAUGCCGUUUCGGAGCUGGAGCUCUAUUAUUGGAGAAGUUGA
Messenger RNA from Symbiodinium sp. CCMP2456, 1323 nucleotides. Lineage: Eukaryota; Dinophyceae; Suessiales; Symbiodiniaceae. The record is from the annotation of a GenBank genome assembly.